GACUUUCUUGUUUGGUUUCACUUCAAUUCUCUUUCAAUCAAAAUCGGCCGUGAAUUUCUCGUGACUGUAGGGUUUGAAAGUUAAUCGUAGCCGUACGAUAGGUGAAGGAUUCCUCGUUUUCUUCACUCGCUCAAAUAGAGCGUUAUGCGCAUGUUCCUGCUAUAUAUGCCCCAGUGCCACUGGCGUUUCCAACUUCGCUGUCGACUUCUUUGGAACAAUUCGUAUUCAGUGAAAUUGGCCUUGAAUUUCUCGGGAUUGUACCUGUUGAAAGUCCAUAGCAGCCGUCCGAUCAACCCCCAACUUCUCUCUCGCUGUCCCUCUCUCUAAAACCUCUCUUUCUGUGGGAUUUUCUCUAGAAUCUGAAUUCCCGGCCAACUUUUAGGUCGGGUUUUCUUGGAUUCGUAUUGAAUAUGAUGAGCUUGUGAGUCCUGGGAUAUAUCUUUUAAUUUGGGACUCGAGGGGUUAGCAAUUUUAGCAGUUUGCAUCCCCCUUCCCAUCGUUAACCAUCCGUUGUCCCUCUCCUUCCGAUCACUGCCUCGCGCCGGAACAGCACUGUCCGUUCAGCUCCUUGCAGGUUAAGAUGGUUUUGCUGAUAUAUUGUAGUGAGGCCUUGGCAUAGGGGCUUGUUUGGUGGUGGAGAUCCUUCCUCCCUUGUUCUCUUCUGUAAAUGGGCUGUUUCCAGUCUACAGGAAGAAGACAGGUUCCUGGACAUGAGGACCCAGUAGUUCUCGCUUCCCAAACAGCUUUCAGUGUUAGUGAAGUUGAAGCACUUUUUGAGCUUUUCAAGAGCAUCAGCAGCUCUGUGAUUGAUGAUGGGUUGAUAAACAAGGAAGAAUUUCAGUUGGCACUUUUCAAGAAUAGAAAGAAAGAGAAUCUCUUUGCGAAUCGGAUCUUUGAUCUGUUUGAUGUUAAGCGGAAGGGAGUCAUAGAUUUUGGUGACUUUGUCAGAGCACUUAAUGUCUUUCAUCCUAAUGCCCCACAAGAAGACAAGAUUGAUUUUUCAUUUAAGCUCUAUGAUUUGGAUGGUACGGGCUAUAUUGAGCGCCAAGAGGUCAAGCAAAUGUUAAUUGCUCUUCUUUGCGAGUCUGAAAUGAAGUUGGCCGAUGAGACCAUUGAAAUAAUACUGGAUAAGACGUUCUCGGAAGCUGAUGUGGACCAAGAUGGGAAGAUAGACAAGUCUGAGUGGCAUAGCUUCGUUAUGAAGAAUCCAUCGUUAUUAAAGAUCAUGACCCUCCCCUAUCUGAGGGAUAUAACAACGACAUUUCCAAGUUUUGUGUUUAAUUCUGAGGUUGAUGAGAUUGCUACGUGAAAGAAAGAAAGAAAGAAAGGAAUAGCUUAGGAAUAUUAUGAAUUUAGUGUGUGGUAGGUAUAGAUAUUCCCAUGUAAUUCUUUGAACAACAAACAUCGUGAGAGAGGCAAAAAGAAAGAAAAGAGUUAAUUA
Juglans microcarpa x Juglans regia is the source of this 1441-nucleotide messenger RNA. RefSeq names its product calcineurin B-like protein 9. The transcript has 10 exons. NCBI's taxonomy places the organism in Eukaryota, Viridiplantae, Streptophyta, Magnoliopsida, Fagales, Juglandaceae. Gene Ontology annotation, biological process: calcium-mediated signaling. The record is from RefSeq and is a predicted model, not a curated record. The coding region runs from base 668 to 1309 and encodes 213 amino acids. Gene Ontology annotation, molecular function: calcium ion binding; kinase binding.